This is a messenger RNA of Chlamydomonas reinhardtii, 1434 nucleotides long. RefSeq lists its product as uncharacterized. The record is from RefSeq and is a predicted model, not a curated record. The transcript has 4 exons. Lineage: Eukaryota; Viridiplantae; Chlorophyta; Chlorophyceae; Chlamydomonadales; Chlamydomonadaceae. The coding region runs from base 285 to 836 and encodes 183 amino acids.
CCUAGACAUACUCACUCAUCAUGUCGGCACUUCCAAAGCAUGCACAGGCGUUCAGGGUUGUUCACACAUUUCAACUCCAUGUUUGGCAGCCGGCGGGCGUCUCUGACUCGUGCCUAGAGCCCCGAUUUUGCCAUAAGCGACAGCGCAUAGCAAGUAGCGUUACGAAGGCGCCUCUACAACAUGGGCGUUGCGACCGCCGGGGCGAGGAGGAGCGCGACGAGGGACCCCGAGAGGACAAGGCGGCGCGCCAGCGCCGGAAGCUGAUGGAGCAGCACGACAUGGAGAUGCAGAAGCUGGACGAAGAGCUAGCGGCAGUAGCGGCGGCGAGGAGACAGGCACUGAAGCGGAAGCACGCGGAAGACCUGAGGACGCUGGCUGAGCAGGAGGCGGGGAGAGGUUCCCAGGAGAUGGUCCCAGCAGCAGCGGCAGAGAUGGAGAACGCGGCGGCGGCGGAGGGGGAGGACAUGGACGAUGCAGGAGGCGUGCCGCCGGCAGCCGUGGUGGCGCCGGCCGCAGCUGUGGUGGCGCCGGCCGCAGCCGUGGUGGCUCCGGGCGCAGUGCGGGUUGGGGCCGCAGCAGGCCGGGUGGCUGUGGUGGCGGCUGUGCCGCCCGCGGCGGGACCGGGGGUGGCGGCGGCCGUGCCCGCCGCUAUGCCCGGAGGCGGCGGCAACCCCGCCGCUGCUGUGCCAUUGCUGCAGCAACAGGUGCAGGCGGAGGCGGCGGAGCAGGGGAUGGAGGAGCCCCACCACCACCAGCACCACCAGCAACAGCAGCACCACCAGCAGCAGCAACAGCCGUCAGACUCGGCGGUGGAGCAACAGCUGCACCAGCCGUAGCCGCACGGCAGGCGCAGGCGUCCGUUAACUCAAAUGACACGGCGUCAGGCAGCGGACACGCGUCCAACACGGCGCCGGCCGCUGUUGCCGCAGGCAAGUAGGAGGGGGACGGGGCCGCCGUGGAGGCUGCGCCGUGGGGCUGCCAGGUGGGCAGCAACAGCGGCAGCAGCAGUAGCGGGAUGUCAUGUGGAGCCAGGGCGGCGGCGGCUGUGAGCCGCAGGCAAGGCAAGGGCUGUAUGGACCGGGCCCCUUGGCUCGAAACGAUGCGACACAGCUGCAGAUGCGGCCGCAGUUACUCCAGCUAUGUUGUUUUUUAAGCAAGUGGAUGUCGGCUUGGUAAGCUGCAAGCGUGCAAUGCUGCCGCUGGCCCGACGUGGGUUUGCCUGCAUCGAGGGCGUUGCUCUGUGCUGAGCGCUGCAAGAGUAGCAGCGCGCAUCGAUUGACUGACUGGCUAGACGAAGAGCCAUUGAAAGGUUGCAAACUAUUGGGGAGGCCGCGUGUGGGUUGAGGUCCAACAAUCAUUGGAGUCGGUGCGCUUCUGUUGUUGCGCUGCGUGUGCAACUGGUAUAAGCUAGCUAUGAGGCUCGCUCAUGAAGGA